Molecule: messenger RNA, 2100 nt
Organism: Penicillium brevicompactum
Lineage: Eukaryota; Fungi; Ascomycota; Eurotiomycetes; Eurotiales; Aspergillaceae
Product: DNA damage response protein RcaA
Exons: 5
Coding region: 1-2100 (699 amino acids)
Biological process (GO): mitotic G2 DNA damage checkpoint signaling; double-strand break repair via homologous recombination
Cellular component (GO): Mre11 complex
Molecular function (GO): damaged DNA binding; protein binding
Source: RefSeq, a predicted model, not a curated record
AUGUGGGUUCUAGAUUCGACCGGUGAUUUCCUAGAAGGGAAGCGCGUUUGGUUGCGCCCGGGCAAGAAAUACCUCUUUGGUCGAUUCCAGCGAGACGGAGUACGCCAUGUGGUAAAUCACAACUCCAUUUCUCGCAAGCACAUGACCAUUGAGAUAUCCCCGGUAAACCCAAAAGAUGGCUCGUCCACUCGAGCACGAUCUGAGAUUACAAUCACCGACUUGAACUCGAAAAAAGGGACAGUGGUGGAUGGAAACAGCAUUGAAGGCGAACACAAACUCCAGAAGAGGGACGAACAUACCAUUCAGCUCGGUAGAUACGAACAUUCCCUCCGUAUCAAAUGGGAGCCAGUGGUACUUAGCUUUUCGCUUUCUUCCAAGGAAAUGAGAGGCGAAGAUCCCCUAGCACAUGUUCGCUCACGUCUCGAAGAUCUCGAUGUGAAGACCAUCGUGGACUAUAUCGUUGAUCAGACUACCCACGUCGUCUCAAGCAAAAGAAAUACCGCGAAGGGUCUUCAGGCACUCGUCAAUGGCAAGUAUAUCGUCGAUGAUUCGUUCAUUGAUGCCCUCGUCUACGCGGCUACCCCGAGCGACCUCGAGAACAUGGAGUCUCUGAGUCCUCUGGAAAUCGAUUUCCAAUCAGAGUGGCCCGACGCAACGAAGCAUCUUCCUCCUCCCGGCAAGGAGAUGGUCGAUCGUCCCGCAACGGCCUUUGCCCCGAAUCGCGCCCGUCUCAAUAUUUUCGACCAAUACACGUUCGUGUUCUGCGACCAAUCACAGUUCGAUAACCUACAGGGACCCAUCAAUAACGGUCAAGGCAAGGCUCUCUUCUUCCAAAUCACUGAGGGGAGGACACUUGCUGCGGACAUACUUCGUUUCAUGGAGAAGACAGCAGGACGUCAAGGUGUUGGCGGCGAGCGGCGAGGUCCCGGUGGGGUGGUGCUUGUUCGGUUUCGAUCAAAGGGUGAAUUUGAGCCAUGGGCUAUUGAGGUAGGGAACGAAGUCGCUUUGAUGACAGACCAGCGAGUGAUUGAACAACGAGAAUUUCUCGAUGCCAUUCUGGGAAAUGAUGCGUCAUCACUUUGUCGCCCGUUGCCUGCAGAAGAAUGCCAAAGUCAAUCUCCUCAAUCUCCGGAAGUAGCUGCUCGGCAAGCCUCUCCGGGAGCUCCUGCCAUUCCUGCAUCAGCUCCAUCUAUUGAACCGGAGCCUUCACGUCCUUCACAUCCCUCUGCAUCUCGUCAGUCCCCAUCGCGCCCAUAUGUCAGCAAGAUGAAAAUGUUCGAUGACGGGUUCGACAUGGAGUCCAUCCCGAUGUACGCCCCUGAAGAAGAUGAUUCUAUCGUUGACCCUGGGAUAAUGGAUGUGGACACCCAAGCGGCCUCUCAACCAGCUCAACAACCUCUUGACACAUUGAAAGAAGAGGAGCCCGAAGAGGAUGUUGUCUCCGAUCUUCUUCCCGGCGCACGUGCAAUGAAGCGUCGUCGAGCCGAAAUGAGCCAACAUCCUACCGAAGGUCAUACCACAGCGAAGGAGGCUGAGCCACCGAAGCGGAAACGACCAAAGCUUGACGUUUUAGAAGCAGCACGCAAGCAUCGAGAACAAGAAGAGGAGCAACGCAAAGCCGAGGAAAAUUUACGUCUUAGCGAAGCCGACGUUGGCGUCGAUCAGUUGAAGAAUUUGGCUAUUGUGGAAGAGAUGGAGCUCCCUGUUCGCAAUCCACCAACGCGCGAAGAGGAAAAUAUCGUUCGGUGGGAGGACAGAUGGAACGGUCGCAAGAACUUCAAGAAGUUUCGUCGCAAAGGCGAGUCGCAUGGUCGUGCUCGCAUGCAAGCCGUCAUCGUUCCCCUCGAGGAGGUGACCCGUAAAGAAUAUGGAAUCGGCGAUCACUACUGGAGCACUAACUCUCAACAGCCCAACAGUGUUGACGAAAAUCGGGCCAAUGUAGAAGAGGACAGUGAAUCCCGGCCCCAGGAAUCGGCCACAGUCAACUCACCUGAGCCUGCCCCAGUGCCAACUCCCGCUCGUCGUCAAAAGAGGGCUCGCGAGUCCCGUGACUCAGAUAGCGAUGAUGGAACUCGAUUCCGGUUCAGACGCAAACGCUAG